AUGUCAAAGUCGAGGGCGGCCCCAGAGGAGUCAAAAGUCACCGCAACGGCGUCAGCAGCGGCCAGACAGCGAGGGCGGCAGCCGAGGAGCACCGCGACAGAGAGCAGCAGACAGCGAGCAGUUGAGCAGGACGCAGACGGAGCAGACGAAGGCAGAGGCCGUGAGAGAGAGCCAAAGGAGCAAGAGAGCAAAAGAGCGAGCGAGAGACGGGACGACGAGGAAGAACAAGACGGACGUUGA
Molecule: messenger RNA, 240 nt
Organism: Trichophyton benhamiae CBS 112371
Lineage: Eukaryota; Fungi; Ascomycota; Eurotiomycetes; Onygenales; Arthrodermataceae
Exons: 1
Coding region: 1-240 (79 amino acids)
Source: RefSeq, a predicted model, not a curated record